Messenger RNA from Coffea arabica (coffee), 1347 nucleotides. RefSeq lists its product as uncharacterized. The record is from RefSeq and is a predicted model, not a curated record. Lineage: Eukaryota; Viridiplantae; Streptophyta; Magnoliopsida; Gentianales; Rubiaceae.
AUGCGUCUACAAACCGCCGCGGAUGCACUCCGUUGCAAGACCUUCCCCAUGUUUCUGAAGGGUAAGACCCGACUCUGGUUCCAGGGCCUAGCACCGGGGUCUAUCCGGAGUUUCACCGAGCUGGCCAGACAGUUCGCCGCCCAGUUCGUCUCCUCGAAAAUCUACUCGAAAAAUGCGGCUCACCUGAUGGCCAUCAAGCAGAAGCCGAACGAAUCCCUGAAGAAUUUCAUGACGCGCUUCAACACAGAAAACCUGCAGAUCAGGGACAAGGAUGAAAAGGUGGUCAUGGCUGCCUUUAUGAACGGGUUAAGGGUAGAGGAGCUCUACUACAAACUUGUCGAACAUCCCCCCAAGAAUCUGGGAGAGCUCUUGACCCGGGCUCACGCCGUCGCCAACGCAGAGGAGGCCGGCCGCCUGAAACGAGAGUUAGAUCGGAAACUCGGGGACCGGAGAGGACGGGGAAACCCCUCCGAGAGUAAGGAUGCCCCGGCCAAGAAGAAUGUGUUUGAUCGGCUCUCGAAGGAAAAAGCCCCUGCUCCGCCACCGAUCCCGGAGAAAGGCUAUACCUCCCUAACUCGACCCAGGGCCCAGAUCCUGGCUGUCAUGGAGGCAGAGGGCCUGGGAGACCGGCCGCCUAAAAUGGGCACACCUCGGAAUAAGAGGAACCAGGAUCGGUACUGUGCCUUCCACAGGGACGUCGGGCAUGAUACUGAGGGGUGCUGGGCCCUAAAGAGGGAAAUCGAAGACCUUGUCCAACGCGGUUUCCUGGGGCGAUUUGUGCGGCAAGGUCAACCGGGCCAGGAGCGCGGACGUGCCUACCGCGAAGAGAGGGACGAAGGUUACCGCCGAGACCGCCCUGAGCGGUGUGACGCGGCCCGAGGCUACUCCCCCGACCAGGGCACUCAGAACCUGGCAGGGGUCAUAAACACCAUAACUGGGGGUCCCACGGGAGGAGACAGCCAUACAGCCCGGAAGAACAGGCGGCCUCCCCCUGACGGAGAUGAUUCAUUGAAGCGUCUGCGUAUGGAUGAGGAGAUCACCUUCGGACCGAGGGACGCGGUUCCCUUGGCAGCCGGAAAUCAUGAGGCUAUCGUAAUAGACGUCGUCACCAAUAAUUACCGGGUGAAGAAAGUGUACGUCGAUCAGGGAAGUGCAGUGGACAUCCUGUUCUACAGGGUGUUCAAGGAGCUCGGCCUGGAGGACGGACAGCUAACCCCUGUUUGGACACCUCUGGUAGGCUUUACCGGACCGCCCAUCAAUCCGGAAGGGAUGAUUACCCUGAUGGUCACGGUAGGCCAGGCGCCCAGAUGCCGGACCAUCCCUGUCAAUUUCGUGGUGGUUAAGUAG